This is a messenger RNA of Lathyrus sativus (Indian pea), 480 nucleotides long. NCBI's taxonomy places the organism in Eukaryota, Viridiplantae, Streptophyta, Magnoliopsida, Fabales, Fabaceae. The record is from the annotation of a GenBank genome assembly.
AUGGCUUCUUCUUUGUCUGCCAACUCCCAUCACGCUCAAGCACCAGUUUGUGGUUGCAAUAGAAGCAUGAAAAUGUUUAUGUCAAACUCUGUUGAAAAUCCUAAAAGAAGAUUUUGGAAGUGUCAAAAUUCAAGGUUAAUAAUGUCUGGUUGCAAUUUGGUCAUUUGGGACGAUGACCUUGAACGAAAUCCAGCUAGUGAUCUUAGAAGUUCAAGUGGUUGCAACUGCUCGAAAAUGUUGAAGGAUUUAGGGUCCAUUGUUAAGGAGAUUGAUAUUGGAGAAAAGGCAAAGAUGAAGACUAAGUUGGAGAAGGAUAAGAGAAAAGCGACUCUCUUGAAGCUAUUGUUGGUUAUGUCAUGGGGUUCUUAUUUUCUUAUCACAAAUGGUGGUGAAUCCCAUUUGCUUAUGUCUAUUUUCUGUUUUUUGUUUUUAGUCUUUGUAACAUUAAUGUAUUUUGAGAUUGGUCAUUGUACCAUAUGA